CUUCAGCCUUGGACACAGAACCCUGCAGUGCAUACAACUGGAUCACUUAAAGUGUGGCUGAAGUUUAUCUUGUUUUGGGGUUUCAAUGAUUAUGAUGCUGAACAUAGCUAUCAUCAGCUGGUUUUUGAUGAAUGUCAUGGUGAUGGCAUCACAUCCAAACCUGAGACGUAGUGAAAACUCCUUUGUUCUAUCUGACACUGACUUACUACCUGGAGUGGAACACUUUGAAAUAAACUCAGUAGAAGAAAAACUGCUAGAAGAGCUUGGAUCCUAUGAUGAGGAUCUGGGUAAAGCUGUACAGCUGCAGAGAAGAGGCACACGAUCCCCCAGCCGCUGCAUCCCUCAUCAGCAGUCCUGCUUGGGUCAUCACCUGCCCUGCUGCAACCCCUGUGAUACGUGUUACUGUCGUUUCUUUAAGGCCUUCUGCUACUGCCGUAGCAUGGAUCACACCUGCAAACAUGAGUAUGCAUAAAGCCCAUUUCUACACUGAAAUAACUAAUUGUGGCUUUACAUUUAAAGUUUUACAACUCUAGAAUGUAUAUGUGGAUAGUGUAAAUAUACAACCUCACACUAUCCACAGGGAAGUUUAUUACAAUAUAACUAAUAUAAUGGAUGAUAAUGUUUAAUAAUAAAGCUGCACAAAGCAUAAAGAGUG
Carassius carassius (crucian carp) is the source of this 655-nucleotide messenger RNA. RefSeq names its product agouti related neuropeptide (gene agrp). The transcript is spliced from 4 exons. Gene Ontology annotation, molecular function: type 1 melanocortin receptor binding; neuropeptide hormone activity. Gene Ontology annotation, biological process: positive regulation of feeding behavior; hormone-mediated signaling pathway; neuropeptide signaling pathway. The coding region runs from base 86 to 472 and encodes 128 amino acids. Gene Ontology annotation, cellular component: extracellular region. NCBI's taxonomy places the organism in Eukaryota, Metazoa, Chordata, Actinopteri, Cypriniformes, Cyprinidae. The record is from RefSeq and is a predicted model, not a curated record.